This is a messenger RNA of Olea europaea var. sylvestris, 680 nucleotides long. Its product is annotated as monothiol glutaredoxin-S2-like. The transcript has a single exon. Bases 115 to 423 code for a protein of 102 amino acids. NCBI's taxonomy places the organism in Eukaryota, Viridiplantae, Streptophyta, Magnoliopsida, Lamiales, Oleaceae. The record is from RefSeq and is a predicted model, not a curated record.
UUUUCCUCACAGCAAAACCAAAGUACUUCAGUACUCUCCUAGCUUUCUUAAGUAAGUACACCAAAAAAAUAAGCAAUAUUCUAACUUUUUUGUAAGUACUUUUGUGUUGCAUCAAUGGAUAGGGUGAGCAGUAUUGUGUCAGAAAAUCCAGUGGUGAUCUUCAGCAAGAGUUCAUGUUGCAUGAGCCACAGCAUCAAGUCUCUCUUCUGCGAUUUCGGCGUAAACCCGGCAGUUUUCGAACUGGACGAGAUCCCGAGAGGCCGGGAAAUCGAGGCAGCUAUGUCGAGGCUUGGCUGCAACCCGACCGUCCCGGCGGUGUUUAUCGGCGGCCAAUUUGUUGGUGGAGCUAAUGAGGUCAUGAGUCUUCAUCUCAAGAGAAAAUUGAAGUCAAUGCUCAAAGAGGCUGGUGCUUUAUGGGUUUAAAAAUUUUUUGCACCUUUCUUUUCAAACUAUCCGGCACUAAUAAUAAUAAUAAUAAUUAAUUAAUGCAUUUCUGUUGCAUUAAUUUGAUGGUAGUAAGAAGUCGGAUUAGAGUGUAGUUUUAGAGUUGAGAGGGCAUGAAGUUUUCCUAACCAUACUAACUAGCAAUAAUGUGUGCUUGUUAAAUAAGCAACUUUUUUUGCUGAAGCUACUUAUGCUUUUGAUUAGUUAUAAUAAACUUCAUGUUUGAUUACUUAAAA